Molecule: messenger RNA, 1419 nt
Organism: Dalotia coriaria
Lineage: Eukaryota; Metazoa; Arthropoda; Insecta; Coleoptera; Staphylinidae
Gene: Ts
Product: Thymidylate synthase
Exons: 2
Coding region: 302-1285 (327 amino acids)
Biological process (GO): dTMP biosynthetic process
Cellular component (GO): cytosol; mitochondrion
Molecular function (GO): thymidylate synthase activity
Source: RefSeq, a predicted model, not a curated record
CUAAAUUUUUCAAAAUAUUUUUGACUUUUGAAACGGUUUCAUUAAAAUUUUAUGUCACUUGAUGUUUAAAGAAAAAUUGAAUUGCAAAUGGUUCUAAUUUUAAGUUUUUAUUCAAAAACGUUUGCAAUGGUUACAAGUUUAGUGAGAACAUAAAUUGGAGGGAAAAUAACGCAUUUGUAUGUUCUUCAGGUUAAUAUCCAACGAAUACCUGAAAUUUGCAAGCUCUUCUGUUUUUUCUGUAUAAAAUUCUUGUAUAAAUCCUGUUUAUUUGUGAAAUUUAGUUGUUAACAACAGCAAGAAAAUGAUUUCUGGAUCUGAUGUAUGUGAUAACAAAGUAACAAUUGAAAUCCUUGUGGACAAUCGCAAGUCCGACACCAUUCUUCAAAAUGGCCGUGGUGAUUACAAAAGCGUCCGGGAUCCGCAUGAAGAAUAUCAAUAUCUAGAUCACAUUAAACGCAUCCUUGACAAUGGCGAGAAGCGUGAUGAUCGCACAGGCGUUGGCACCUAUGGCCUCUUCGGCGCACAAAUGCGCUACAGUCUUCGUCACAACAUCUUCCCACUUCUAACAACAAAACGCGUCUUUUGGCGAGGAGUAGUCGAAGAACUCCUGUGGUUUAUCAAGGGCAGUACCAACGCCAAACUCCUCCAGGAGAAAAACGUACGCAUCUGGGACCCGAACAGUACCCGCGAGUUUCUGGACUCUGUCGGUUUAUCUCACCGUGAAGAAGGUGACUUGGGACCGAUCUACGGUUUCCAAUGGCGUCACUACGGUGCAAAAUAUUACGACAUGCACACCGACUACAAAAACAAAGGAAUAGAUCAGCUUAAGAACGUUAUCGAGACAAUUAAGAACCGACCGAAUGAUAGAAGGAUCAUAAUGUGUGCAUGGAACCCAAUUGAUAUUCCUCAAAUGGCCCUGCCGCCUUGUCAUUGCCUUGUGCAGUUUUAUGUUGCUGGAAAUGAGUUAUCCUGCAUGUUGUAUCAAAGAUCUGCCGAUAUGGGUCUCGGAGUUCCGUUCAAUAUUGCCAGUUAUGCAUUAUUGACUUGUAUGAUUGCGCAUGUUACUGGUUUACAGCCAGGCGAAUUUAUUCAUACUCUGGGAGACAGUCAUGUCUACAUUAAUCAUGCAGACGCUCUGAAGGAGCAGUUACAACGUACUCCCAGAGAUUUCCCGAAAAUGAUCAUCAAACGGAAGGUAACUGACAUCGAGGACUUCAAGUUUGAAGAUUUUGAACUGAUUGGCUACAAUCCAUAUCCGAAGAUUAAUAUGCAAAUGGCGGUUUAAAAAGUCUUAAAGUUUGUGUCACUUGUUUGUAUUUAAAGUAUUAUUGUGACAGAAUGUUAAAUUUGUUUGUGAAAAAUGUAAUGAUUGCUUUUAAAACACUGAAUGUAAUGAAUAAAAUAUCUGGAGAGCUUUAA